Molecule: messenger RNA, 4876 nt
Organism: Mytilus trossulus (common blue mussel)
Lineage: Eukaryota; Metazoa; Mollusca; Bivalvia; Mytilida; Mytilidae
Exons: 8
Coding region: 254-3970 (1238 amino acids)
Biological process (GO): protein phosphorylation
Molecular function (GO): protein kinase activity; ATP binding
Source: RefSeq, a predicted model, not a curated record
CAAUAAACUUGAUGUGUGUCUUCAAAUAUAAUGAGCUACUACGGUAUAUUUGCAUAAUAUAAUUGUCAACAAUACUAACUUGAAAUUGUAAACCAAACGUCUUUGUGAACCACCAUGCAUAAAGAUUUAAACAUUCUAUACACACAACUAGACGAUACCCGGAACUUUAAAAAUGUCGUCCUACAACUAAAGAUGGGUGUCUAGUAUGUAUAUGGAUUUUCUUUAUUUUCUUUAGACAAAUUAAGAAGGGAAAAUGGCUUUGGCGCCGGAUGAUGACAAUACCAAAACGUAUAGACCUGGACCAGAGAGAGCGCAGACAUUUGCUAUUUCGCGCGAGAGCAUUGUAGAGGCAGACGACUAUGGCGAUAUUUUUGAAAUUGCUUACACGAUGGGUAUAGAUUUAGGCGGUCUUGACGACAUAGAAGAUAUGAAAACAAGGCUUAUACUUUUCUACAACAAAUGUGAAGGUCAACCCAAUUACAUAGAUGUGGUUGGAAACUCAAUGGUCUCGAUGAGGAUAGAAAAUAGAAAGAAAAGAGAGAAACUGUUAAAACUUCUGACGGACACAAGAGACAGACUAGGUCCAGUUCCAGCAGAACAUUCUAAAGACGGGUUAUCGAGGCGCGGAAGUGCUGUAAUCAAAGGUUUCCUCAAAUCAGAAGGAACCAUACAAAACUUAGAUCUAGAUAUCAACAAUAAAUUAGAAGCUUUAAAGCGUGACGACUGUACUAUCGUAGUUUCUGGUGAAACCUCCGCUGGCAAAUCCAGUAUCUUGAAUUUGAUGUUUGGCGAAGAAGUGGUUCCUACCUUUUUUGGAAGCUGCACAUCUGUUAUUACUCGAAUUUGUUAUUAUAAACAACGACGAGCCAAAAUAAUAUAUAGGAAUGGAAAAGUUGAGAAAAUCCGAAACAUCCCAGCCGGCGAAAUAUGUACAAAGCUGAAGCCAUUCGUAUUUGUUAAAGAUGAUUCUGAACGGGAACUGGCAACCCUAAUUAAAGAAGUUAAAAUUUAUGUACCAGCUAAAAUUCUAGAGUGUGGACUUGUUGUUGUUGACUCACCAGGAAUAGGAGAAAAUGAUGAAAUGGACAAAGUUAUCGUAGACUUUGUUAAUGAGAAUCAGAUAAAUGGGUUUCUAUAUGCCAUCAAGUCUGAUAAUGCUGGAGGAGUUGAUGAAGACAGGCUUAUAGGACUUAUGAAAGUAAUUUUGGAGACAGAAAAGCAGAAGACAGAAAGGGGAAUGUUACCAUUUGAAUCCACGUGUGCUCUUUUUGUUUGUAAUUUUUGGGAUCAAAUCGCAGAAGACCAAACUGAGACAGUAUUUAGUCAUGCAUAUAACAGACUGAAAUCAAUAUGGCCGAAUAUGAAAGAAUCUCAACUGAUGAAGUUUUCGGCCUUUAAAGCAAAGAUCGAGUCUGACAUUGACCCAGACUUCAUUGUUGAUAAUUUAAAACAACUUCUGGAUAAUAUCAGAAACGUGUACAAUAAAGCAAUGGAUAUCCGUGUUCUCUCUACCUAUAAAUGGCUUGAAACUGUUUUGAAGAGAAGCGUUCACCAUUUGAAAACAAUAGUGCAUAGAAUUGACAAUUCAGAAAAAGACUUAGAAUCAAAGAUGAGAAGUGUUUGGGAUAAACUAAACACUCUUAAAAUGAAAUCUGAACUUACUAUAAACGAACUCAGAAAGCAAAUACAAGAAGAAACUGAUGAAAUUUGCGAAGAAUUUGGCACGUACUUGCAGUUACCAAAAACUAGGAUGGCAAUCACUUCGUGGAUUGAAAAUGAAUUGCCGGUGGUUGAGGCCUUCAAACAAAUCGAGGAUUUGAAGGCAAACAUGGAAGAUUUGACAGUAGCAAGGAUUUCAAGAGAACUAGAGAACUGGGAAGAUGAACAAGGAAAAAUCAAAAAUGUAAGAGAAAAUGUCGAGAGAUCCAUUCAAUUUAGAUUAAAUAUCCUGGAAGAUGAACUGCAAGAUAUUGAGGAUGAUAUGCAGUCAGACGCAGGAAGCAUAACAUCUGAAGAUUCAAUCUGUCCGAAAUCAAAACAAAGCAGAAGAUACUCUAUCCCAAUCGGUGCAGUUCAAAUGCAAAUGUCAAAAAUAGCCCUACCAGUUAAACUUGUUAACAGAAUGUUGAAACCAUUUGGAAAAGCUGGACAAAGAUUUAGCGGUUUUGUUAAUGACAAACUUAAUGAAGGGAAACUCAAAGAGUAUCGUCGGGAUCCAAUAACUUGGGCAAAAAGGAGGUCGGAAAAGACCCUUGAAAAUUUCUUAAAUGUUAAACAGGAGGAUCAUCUUAGAAUAGUGAUAAGUGAAUUUAUGAAAGAACCAAAAGACUUUCUUAAGGAUAUCGAGAGGAAAAUUCCCGCCAUGGUGGAAACAAACCAGAAAAAUAUGGACCACAUCGCCAUGUGCCGAAAGGAGGGUUCAUCGUCUCGCGAAGUGUAUGAACGAAUGAUGGAAAACUUAGAGCACCUUAAGCGAACGGUAACAGACUAUGGCGAAGGUUACAUUUUUGUGAAUGACUUUGGUGUUGAUGACAUUCAAAUAAUUUCUCCAGCACUUGGUGAAGGACGAUCAUCAGUUCCGUUCGAUGUUUCUCAAAUGCUUGAAAGUAUUGCAUCAUCUACAGCAUUAUGGAACCAGAAGGUUAUUCCAAGAAGUCUAUGGUCUGCACAACAGAAUGGUAUUCUAAUGGCUAACAACAAAGAAGAACCAGUGACUAUAAGGAUCUAUCUAACAAAUGCCAGAAUAGAAAAUACAGAUUCAGAAGUCGCUAAAUUAAGGCUUCUAAAGAAUGAAAAUGUCGCAGAAUUGUUAGGAAUCCAGAACUCAGAUCACCCAACACCAGCUUUUGUGUUUCAUGGACAUCUUAGACCUCUGAGUAGGUUCAUAAGAAGCAGAUUUAUGAAUUUUAAGGAAGAUGUACCAAGAAUAUUACACGAAGUUCUAUACGGCCUUGAAUACAUACACAGAAAGAAAAUGGUCCACAUGGAACUGAAUCAGAAUACAAUUGCGAUCGACGACAAUCAUGUUGUUAAACUCUGUGGAGCAUGCCAGCCAAGGGUAGCUCCAUUACCAGUAGAUAAGGAUAGAGUACUUGCGGGAGACUUCGUUUAUCUCAGUCCAGAAGUUCUAAAUGGCGAUCUGUAUGUUGCAUGUGCGGACAUUUAUGCUUUUGGCCUCUUAGUAUUUGAGAUUUUAGUGGGACAAGCGUUUAAAGAUCAACGUCAGCAACUUCUUUCGGAAUUCAUCGAUAAUUGUAAGCCAUGUGCAUUAAAUGGUUGUCCGUACACACUAGAAAAUUUAUCCCAAAGCACAAAGGACAUAAUACAAGAUUGUCUUGAUGAGAUCUUGGAGCGUAGGCCUUCUAUUGAAAAUCUUAAUCACUCUGUUUCUAACAUUAGAAAUGAGCCUAUGUUAGUUAAAUUGCAAGGAAUGAAAAGAAAUAGUACUACGAAAAGAAGGAAAUCGUCGUCGGAAAAAAUCUUAUGUUAUGAAAGACUACGUAAGGAAGGGAUGGCAGAGAAUCAAUCUGGUAUCCUAAGAGCAUCCCAAGAUAUCCAACAUCAGAUAACAAAAGAAGUUGGAUAUAACAACGACACUUCAGCAAGUCAAAACAUGGAUAAAACAGUGUCAUUUUUUAGGUCGUCAUCAAAUAAUCUAGGAACGAAAGAUCUCUUUGCCACUCAAUCUUCAAGAAAAAGACCUCCUCUAUCAAAACAAACGCGACACUCCUCGGUUGAAACAGAGCGUUAUGCAGGAGAACAAAAUAAUUCCAAAGUCGAACAGAGUAAUCGGUCCAAAACAACCCGAGCACCCCAAAUUAGUAUUCUGAGAUCCUCAUCGGAAACGGCACAGUCGAUAAGAGAAUCACCGAGCGAACAUCUAGUAGCAAGAAUGACAAAAUCAUUAGAAGAAAAAGAGGAAAGUGGAUCUACUGGUUCACAAUCUCCUAGCCGAUUACGACAAUCAUAAAUCACAGUCUCCAAGCUGAUUACGACAAUCAUAAAGUAAUAUCCACUGUAUAUGAUAUCUUACUCAUGGCAGACAAUCAUAAAGUUUACUUAUUUCUUACAAACUGUAUUUCAUAGAAAAUCAUAAAAAUUAUCAUAGAAUGACCACCAGCUAAUAUUUCAUUGUAUUAUCAAGUAUAUUUUUUUAUGUUUUUAAUAAUUGAUUUCGAUAGAAACUCACGACUGAGUGCGUAAGGUAAUCUCUAUUUAAGUGGUAGUGUGUACGAAAUAUUUCAAAAGACACAGCAACUUCAAAUACUUAUAAGUGAAACGGUUUGAUAUAUUUGACUGGCUAAGUUUUAAUAUAAAAACAAGUGUACACGAUCUUUCUUGCAAAAGAAUAGCCAUUCUAUUUUUAAAAUCUUCAUAAUCUUACUACUAUUGAGCUAUUGUGUUCCUCGAUACAUUCCCUAUGCAGUGACAUUUACUACGUAACUUCUCGUUAGAAAGAACAUAAACGAUACCAAUUUUCCUGCAAUGCGCAUUUCGACAAUACAUGUCUCUUCAGUGAUAUUUGAAAUCCCUACUUAGACAUCUACACAGCGCAAUCGCAAAGGAAAACCCGUGCUGAAUGAACACAAACAAACACAGAGUUGAUGUGUAUAGAAAUAACUGAUGCUUUAGAACUUAAUAAAUGCACCAAAUCGUAUAAUAACUGUUGAGGAAAGUUUAAUUAACAAAUGAGGGCCCUCAUGUGGUUUUUGAUUAUGUGAUUACUUGGCCGUUUUUUUAAUGAUUAUUUGAUUAUUAAGCCAAAUAUUUCAUGAUUAUUUGAUUACCUAGGACUGUAUUUUUAGUUUAUGAUUAUUUGAUUACUAAAGAUAAGCUUAUAUUUAAUGAUUAUGUGAUUAUAUUGGCAAAAAAAUGG